AUGUUACAAUUGGUAGCGAACCUGUCCCCUCUCCCCCAGCUCCUAGCCCCUCCUGCCCCCAGCUCCUGGCCCCUCACCCUCCCCACUCCUAGCCCUCACCCUCGCUCCUGCCCUUCCUCCUGCUCCUUUUCUCUCCCUUCCCUUCUGCACUCUGCCCUCCCUCCCUCACCCCCACCUAGCCUCACCCCAUCUAACCCCACCCACCCCUCCACUCCCCCCACCCCCAACUCGACCCCUCACCCCCACUCCUCCCCCCAACUCCUGGCCCUCACCCCCCAGCUCCUGGCCCCUCACUCCCCCAGCUCCUACCCUCACCCCCACACCUGGCCUCACUCUAGCCUCCUCCCCCCCUGGCUCAAGCCCUCCUUUCAACUCCUAGCCCUCACCCUAGUCUCCUCGCCCUCCCACUCCAACUCCUGGCCCCUCUCCCCCGCCCCUAGCCCUCCUUUCCAGCUCCUGACCCUCACCCCCAGCUCCUAUCCCUGCCCCCCAGCUCCUGAUCCCUCCACCCCCACUCCCUGCCCUCACGCUCCUGAAGCCUCUUUCACAUCUGCCCUCUGUCUGCCCUCCCUCCUGGCCCCUCCUUUGCUCUACCCUCACCCCCCAACUCUCACCCCUCACCCCCUGGCCCUCACCCUAACUCCUAACCCUCACCCCCAACUCCUAGCCCCUCCCCGCUCCUGCCUCCCCCCUAGCUCCUGCCCCCCUCCCCCUCCUCCUCACUCUCAGCCCCCUCCCCCCGCUCCUGCCCUCACCCUGCCCCUCACCCCCAGCUCCUACCCUCACCCUAUCCUGGCCCCUCACCUUGCCUGCUCCUGCCUCUUCUCCUGCCUCAUCCCUCGCUCUGCCUUCUCCUUUGGCUCUGCUUCCCAGCUCCUGGCCUCGCCCCCCUCCCUCUCUUCUGGCCCUCCUCCCUCUCCUCUCACCUCUGGCCCCUCACCCCCCAGCUCCUAG
Molecule: messenger RNA, 954 nt
Organism: Coregonus clupeaformis (lake whitefish)
Lineage: Eukaryota; Metazoa; Chordata; Actinopteri; Salmoniformes; Salmonidae
Product: vegetative cell wall protein gp1-like
Exons: 5
Coding region: 1-954 (317 amino acids)
Source: RefSeq, a predicted model, not a curated record